AUGGGGACCCAGGAUCCAGGGAACAUGGGAACCGGCGUCCCAGCCUCGGAGCAGAUAAGCUGUGCCAAAGAGGAUCCACAAGUUUAUUGCCCUGAAGAGACUGGCAGCACCAAGGAUGUGCAGGUUACAGACUGUAAGAGUCCCGAAGACAGCCGACCCCAAAAAGAGACGGACUGCUGCAAUCCGGAGGACUCUGGGCAGCUGAUGGCUUCCUAUGAGGGUAAAGCUAUGGGCUACCAGGUGCCUCCCUUUGGCUGGCGCAUCUGUCUGGCUCAUGAGUUUACAGAGAAGAGGAAACCCUUUCAAGCUAACAACGUCUCCCUAAGCAACAUGAUAAAGCAUAUAGGCAUGGGCUUGAGGUACCUGCAGUGGUGGUACCGGAAGACCCAGGUGGAAAAGAAGACACCUUUCAUCGACAUGAUCAAUUCUGUACCCCUAAGACAGAUUUAUGGUUGUCCCUUGGGUGGCAUCGGGGGAGGCACUAUUACCCGUGGCUGGAGAGGCCAGUUCUGUCGUUGGCAGCUUAACCCUGGAAUGUAUCAGCACCGGACAGUCAUCGCUGACCAACCUAUCUGCCCUCUUAAGUUCACAGUGUGCCUGCGUCGGGAAGGGCAGACUGUGUACCAGCAAGUCCUGUCCCUGGAGCGCCCAAGUGUCCUCCGCACCUGGAACUGGGGCCUGUGUGGGUACUUUGCUUUCUACCACGCCCUCUAUCCCCGAGCCUGGACUGUCUAUCAGCUUCCUGGCCAGAAUGUCACCCUCACCUGCCGUCAGAUCACACCCAUCUUGCCCCAUGACUACCAGGACAGCAGCCUGCCUGUAGGAGUCUUUGUGUGGGAUGUGGAAAAUGAAGGGGACGAAGCUCUAGAUGUGUCCAUCAUGUUCUCCAUGCGGAAUGGACUGGGUGGUGGAGACGAUGCCCCAGGGGGUUUGUGGAAUGAGCCCUUCUGUCUGGAGCGUAGCGGGGAAACUGUCCGGGGACUGCUCCUGCAUCAUCCAACCCUUCCAAACCCCUACACGAUGGCUGUGGCUGCACGAGUCACGGCAGAUACCACAGUAACCCACAUCACAGCCUUUGACCCUGACAGCACGGGGCAGCAGGUGUGGCAGGAUCUACUUCAGGAUGGACAGCUGGACUCUCCCACUGGCCAAAGCACCCCUACGCAGAAAGGAGUAGGCAUUGCUGGAGCUGUGUGUGUUUCCAGCAAGUUGCGACCUCGAGGCCAGUGCCGCCUGGAGUUUUCACUGGCUUGGGACAUGCCCAGGAUCAUGUUUGGAGCUAAAGGCCAAGUCCACUACAGGCGGUAUACAAGGUUCUUUGGCCAGGAUGGAGAUGCAGCACCUGCCCUCAGCCACUAUGCACUGUGCCGAUACGCAGAGUGGGAAGAGAGGAUCUCAGCUUGGCAGAGCCCGGUAUUGGAUGACAGAUCACUGCCUGCCUGGUACAAAUCUGCGCUGUUCAAUGAACUAUACUUCCUGGCUGAUGGAGGCACAGUGUGGCUGGAAGUUCUUGAGGACUCCCUACCAGAGGAGCUGGGCAGAAACAUGUGUCACCUCCGCCCCACCCUACGGGACUACGGUCGAUUUGGCUACCUUGAGGGCCAGGAGUACCGCAUGUACAACACAUAUGAUGUCCACUUUUAUGCUUCCUUUGCCCUCAUCAUGCUCUGGCCCAAACUUGAGCUCAGCCUACAGUAUGACAUGGCUCUGGCCACUCUCAGGGAGGACCUGACACGGCGACGGUACCUGAUGAGUGGGGUGAUGGCACCUGUGAAAAGGAGGAACGUCAUCCCCCAUGAUAUUGGGGACCCAGAUGAUGAACCAUGGCUCCGCGUCAAUGCAUAUUUAAUCCACGAUACUGCUGAUUGGAAGGACCUGAACCUGAAGUUUGUGCUGCAGGUUUAUCGGGACUAUUACCUCACGGGUGAUCAAAACUUCCUGAAGGACAUGUGGCCUGUGUGUCUAGCUGUGAUGGAAUCUGAAAUGAAGUUUGACAAGGACCAUGAUGGACUCAUUGAAAAUGGAGGCUAUGCAGACCAGACCUAUGAUGGAUGGGUGACCACAGGCCCCAGUGCUUACUGUGGAGGGCUGUGGCUGGCAGCUGUGGCUGUGAUGGUCCAGAUGGCUGCUCUGUGUGGGGCACAGGACAUCCAGGAUAAGUUUUCUUCCAUCCUCAGCCGGGGCCAAGAAGCCUAUGAGAGACUGCUGUGGAAUGGCCGCUAUUACAACUAUGACAGCAGCUCUCGGCCUCAGUCUCGUAGUGUUAUGUCUGACCAGUGUGCUGGACAGUGGUUCCUGAAGGCCUGUGGCCUAGGAGAAGGAGACACUGAGGUGUUUCCUACCCAACAUGUGGUCCGUGCUCUCCAAACUAUCUUUGAGCUGAACGUCCAGGCCUUUGCAGGAGGGGCCAUGGGGGCUGUGAAUGGGAUGCAGCCCCAUGGUGUCCCUGAUAAAUCCAGUGUGCAGUCUGAUGAAGUCUGGGUGGGUGUGGUCUACGGGCUGGCAGCCACCAUGAUCCAAGAGGGCCUGACUUGGGAGGGCUUCCAGACAGCUGAAGGCUGCUACCGUACCGUGUGGGAGCGCCUGGGUCUGGCCUUCCAGACCCCAGAGGCAUACUGCCAGCAGCGAGUGUUCCGCUCACUGGCCUACAUGCGGCCACUGAGCAUAUGGGCCAUGCAGCUAGCCCUGCAACAGCAGCAGCACAAAAAGGCCUCCUGGCCAAAAGUCGAACAGGGCACAGGACUAAGGACAGGGCCUAUGUUUGGACCAAAGGAAGCCAUGGCAAACCUAAGCCCAGAGUGAGCCGUCUGAACUGUGGGAGGGAAGUGCUAACAGCCCAGCCUCCAGCCUGGCCUUUCCUCCUUCCCCUCUGAACCUCCUGCAACCCUGAGCCAUCAGGACAAUCAUACCCCUUCCCUUCUCUCCACCCAAUUGUGCCAGUAAAUGGGGGUUGAGGGUGACCUAGGCAGCAUUAGAAUCACUUAUUUAUUUCUUUCCUCACCUGUUCCCUGACUCCGUGAAAUGUUCAGGGAGGUCAGUUGAUUUCCCCAGGUACAUUCAUGGUGUGACAGACACAUGGGUACAAAUAAAAGACCCAGAAAGCCA
Molecule: messenger RNA, 3105 nt
Organism: Gorilla gorilla gorilla (western lowland gorilla)
Lineage: Eukaryota; Metazoa; Chordata; Mammalia; Primates; Hominidae
Gene: GBA2
Product: glucosylceramidase beta 2
Exons: 17
Coding region: 1-2802 (933 amino acids)
Biological process (GO): glucosylceramide catabolic process; central nervous system development; carbohydrate metabolic process
Cellular component (GO): membrane
Molecular function (GO): beta-glucosidase activity; glucosylceramidase activity
Source: RefSeq, a predicted model, not a curated record